Molecule: messenger RNA, 684 nt
Organism: Glycine soja
Lineage: Eukaryota; Viridiplantae; Streptophyta; Magnoliopsida; Fabales; Fabaceae
Product: PHD finger-like domain-containing protein 5B
Exons: 2
Coding region: 190-522 (110 amino acids)
Biological process (GO): mRNA splicing, via spliceosome
Cellular component (GO): U12-type spliceosomal complex; catalytic step 2 spliceosome; U2 snRNP
Source: RefSeq, a predicted model, not a curated record
CUCACGCCUCACAAGCUCUCUCUCCCUCUUAGCCAAUCUGUUCUCUCUCUCAGCCACUCUCACGCACACGACGCUAGCGCUCUCUCUCCCUCCCAGCACACUAGCUCUCUUCGUAGCUCUUUCCCUCUCAGCCACUCUCACGCACCACACGUAGCGCUUUGUCACAACAUCUAGCAGGUUGUAGAAAAUAUGGCCAAGCAUCAUCCUGAUUUGAUUAUGUGCCGGAAGCAGCCAGGGAUUGCCAUUGGACGACUGUGCGAGAAAUGUGACGGCAAGUGUGUGAUCUGUGACUCUUAUGUGCGUCCUUGUACGCUUGUCCGAGUUUGUGAUGAAUGCAACUAUGGAUCAUUUCAGGGUCGAUGUGUCAUAUGCGGAGGAGUUGGAAUAUCUGAUGCCUACUACUGCAAGGAAUGCACACAGCAGGAGAAAGAUAGAGAUGGUUGCCCCAAAAUUGUUAAUUUAGGGAGUGCCAAAACUGAUUUAUUUUAUGAACGCAAAAAGUAUGGUUUUAAGAAGAGAUGAUGAAGGUAGAUUACUGAGGCAUGCGUAUUUCUCUAAAACUUUUUGUAUGUGUAUUGUUCGGAUAUAAGAACCGGAUGUGAAACCUUGAGCUUGUAAACUUUUUUAUGGUACAAUUAUGAAUCAUGAUAUAAUAAAUGCUUGACUAGUUUGCUACUGGUAAAA